Messenger RNA from Dichotomopilus funicola, 1269 nucleotides. RefSeq lists its product as uncharacterized. The transcript has a single exon. The record is from RefSeq and is a predicted model, not a curated record. Lineage: Eukaryota; Fungi; Ascomycota; Sordariomycetes; Sordariales; Chaetomiaceae. Bases 1 to 1269 code for a protein of 422 amino acids.
AUGUUCUCCAACGGACUCACCACCGGCCUUCUGGCCCUCGUCGCUGGUAGCCAGCUUGCUGCUGCCCACAUCGACAUCUCUUUCCCCCCUCCGUUCCGGUCGAAGUUCAACCCCCAUGCCACCAACAUCGACUACAGCAUGACCGCACCCCUCGAGGCGUCUGGUGCCAACUUCCCGUGCAAGGGCUACCACUCCGACUUUGGUACUCCCGCUGGUGCCCCCACUGCGACCUUCGCGCCUGGCAACACCUACAAGUUCACCACCGACGGCACCGCCAGCCACGGCGGCGGCUCGUGCCAGGUCAGCCUGAGCUACGACAAGGGCCAAACCUUCCAGGUUAUCCAGUCCAUCGUCGGCGGCUGCCCGCUGGCUUCCGAGUACCCCUUCACCAUUCCGGCCGACGCGCCCGAGGGCGAUGCCAUCUGGGCCUGGACCUGGCACAACGAGAUCGGCAACCGCGAGAUGUACAUGAACUGCGCCGCCGUCACCAUCGGCUCCGGCGGUGGUGCCAAGCGUGAGGUCGCCAAGGCUGUUGAGCAGCGCGCGUCCACUGCUUUCACCGCUCGUCCCCAGAUCUUUGUCGCCAACGUUGGCAACGGCUGCACCACCACUGAGGGUGUCGAUGUCCAGUACCCCAACCCCGGCCCGGAUGUCGCCGGCACCGGCAGCAAGCUUGGCCCCCCGGUUGGUAGCUGCGGCUCCUCUUCCGGCGGCGGCUCCGGCUCUGGCUCUGGCUCUGGCUCUGGCAGCGGCUCUGGUUCCGGCUCGGGCUCUGGCUCCGGUUCUGGUUCUGGCAACGGUACCCCGACUUCCUCUGCGCAGGCCACGCAGGCUCCCACCGAGGCUCCCGUUCCCACUUCCACUGGCCUCCCCGGUGGCGUGUUCAUCACUCCCCCCGCUCCCAAGCCCACCACUCUCGCCACUGUCACCACCUCUGCCGCGGCCCCCGCUGGCACUGGCACUGGCUCCGGCUCCGGUUCUGGCAGCGGCUCCGGCUCUGGCUCUGGCUCUGGUGGCAACACUGCCGGUGCCCACGCUCAGGGUACUGCCUGCACCACCGAGGGUGAGUGGAACUGCAUCGGCGGCUCGUCCUUUCAGCGCUGCGCCAGCGGCACCUGGUCUGCGGUGCAGGCCGUCGCUGCUGGCACUGUCUGCAAGGCCGGCGAGACCGCCACCCUCGCCAUCGAGGCUGCUACCUCCAAGAAGCUCCGUGCUCGUCGCUUCCGCGGCGCGGCUGCGUCUAAGCUUAGGCUGGCGCCUGUGGCUUAA